This is a messenger RNA of Myotis daubentonii (Daubenton's bat), 5919 nucleotides long. RefSeq names its product calcium voltage-gated channel auxiliary subunit beta 4 (gene CACNB4). Gene Ontology annotation, biological process: calcium ion transmembrane transport. The record is from RefSeq and is a predicted model, not a curated record. Gene Ontology annotation, cellular component: voltage-gated calcium channel complex. Lineage: Eukaryota; Metazoa; Chordata; Mammalia; Chiroptera; Vespertilionidae. Gene Ontology annotation, molecular function: voltage-gated calcium channel activity; protein binding.
GACUAGUUAUUAGACAGUUGGAAAGAAAUGACAGUCUGGAUUAAGUGAAGGGGUGGGGGGAUGGAAUGGGAAUAAAUGUCUGGUGAAUAGUAAGAUAUAAUCAUGACUUCAAUAAUGCCAAGCCAUUUUUAAAAGAAACAUGGCAGUUUCUAUUUUUUUUAAAAAAAAUCCUGGAAUGCAAUGUGAUAUGGUCUAAUCUAGCGAUUUAAGAUACUAUGCCUAUUUUAAAGAUGGAUUUCUCAUGCGGUAACUAUAGUUAACGGAUCUUUUUAUUUUUUUAACUUGCAUGUAUUUUCCCUGUUACUUCAAAUUCCAGCUCUUCACAAUUUGCUUACUUUGAUCUCAAAUUAACCUAUAGUAUGUACGUGCAGAAGAGAACCCAGGGUUGCAACAACAGCAAAAGAUUGUGCACGGUUUUAUGGAUGAGUUUCCUCCCUUGCAAACAGCGAUCCGCGUCGACAUGAGAGGCACGUGGCCAACUCCAGCUUUUUUAGCAGGUGUAACGUGACCUUCAAAACUCCUUAGGACAAGCAGCUCCCCGUGGGGCUGCAUCUCCCGUCAGACGCAGGUGGGCAGGGUCUCCGGGGCUGCCCGGUUGACUACGGCUCGCGGUUCUGAGGCCAGAGUCGGCAAAAAGAAUACAAAAACACAGGCACAAAACAAACCACAAGACCCAUGCCUUCCCACAGUGGGCUGAUGAGUGAAGUCGCAGAAAGAAGGUUCUGCUCUUGCCCUUUUAAAAUUCCGGUGCAGCAAACACUCGCGCGGACACACACACACACACACACACACACACACACACACACACACACACACACGGUCGGCUCUUGCCACUCUCUGCACCGCACCGGCGUCCCUCCCCAAGUCCUGAUUCAUGAACCGUGCCACCUUUGUCUCGUUUUAAACUGUGCAGACUAUUUUAAUCCUGCCACCCCCACCGCAGACUCCCCCCUCCCUCCAUCCUCUGGGAAGCUCCGCUGUAAGGCUCCGGCUCAGUGGGAGCGCGCUUCUCCCGGUCGGCUCGGGUGGGCGAGAUCCCGGGAAGCCCUCGGCGGGACCUCCGCCUGCGGGGCGCUGCCCGGACGCCGCUGCGGCGCGGGGCACGCGCUUCGGUCCCUUUAAGGUGUCGCGCUCCCCGAAGUGCGGGCAGGGAGCCGCGAGCCGGCGCGGUCCCGAAGCCGGUGGGGACGUCCUGUCGCCCUCCCCUCCCCUCCCCCGCGGCCGAGUCUCCGGGGGCCUGCGGGUCCUCCGCCCACCGCGCGCGGGCUGGCCAGCGGCUGGGAAGCAUGUCCUCCUCCUACGCCAAGAACGGGACCGCGGACGGGCCGCCCUCGCCCACCUCGCAGGUGGCCCGAGGCACCACGACCCGGAGGAGCAGGUUGAAAAGAUCCGAUGGCAGCACCACUUCGACCAGCUUCAUCCUCAGACAGGGUUCCGCGGAUUCCUACACGAGCAGGCCCUCGGACUCCGAUGUCUCCUUGGAAGAGGACAGGGAAGCGAUCCGGCAGGAGAGAGAGCAGCAGGCGGCCAUCCAGCUGGAGAGAGCAAAGUCCAAGCCUGUAGCCUUUGCUGUGAAGACGAACGUGAGCUACUGUGGCGCCCUGGACGAGGAUGUGCCUGUCCCAAGCACGGCCAUCUCCUUCGACGCCAAGGACUUUCUGCACAUUAAAGAGAAGUAUAACAAUGACUGGUGGAUAGGAAGGCUGGUGAAGGAGGGCUGUGAGAUUGGCUUCAUCCCAAGUCCACUCAGAUUGGAGAACAUCCGCAUUCAGCAAGAACAAAAAAGAGGACGUUUUCACGGAGGGAAGUCCAGUGGAAAUUCUUCUUCAAGUCUUGGAGAAAUGGUAUCAGGGACAUUUCGAGCAACACCCACAUCAGCAGCCAAACAGAAGCAAAAAGUGACGGAGCACAUUCCUCCCUACGAUGUUGUGCCAUCCAUGCGUCCGGUGGUGUUAGUGGGGCCGUCACUGAAGGGUUAUGAGGUAACAGACAUGAUGCAGAAAGCCCUCUUUGAUUUCCUGAAGCACAGGUUUGAUGGGAGGAUAUCAAUAACGAGAGUGACAGCUGACAUUUCUCUUGCUAAGAGGUCUGUCCUAAAUAAUCCCAGCAAGAGGGCAAUAAUUGAACGUUCGAACACUCGGUCCAGCCUAGCGGAAGUACAAAGUGAAAUUGAAAGAAUCUUUGAGUUGGCAAGAUCUUUGCAACUGGUUGUUCUUGAUGCAGACACCAUCAAUCACCCAGCACAACUUAUAAAGACGUCUUUAGCACCAAUUAUUGUUCAUGUAAAAGUCUCAUCUCCAAAGGUUUUACAGAGGUUGAUUAAAUCUAGAGGAAAGUCCCAAAGUAAACACUUAAAUGUGCAACUGGUGGCAGCUGAUAAACUUGCACAGUGCCCUCCAGAAAUGUUUGACGUUAUACUGGAUGAAAACCAGCUGGAGGAUGCGUGUGAACACCUGGGCGAGUACCUGGAGGCAUACUGGCGUGCUACCCACACAACCAGUAGCACCCCUAUGACCCCGCUGCUUGGAAGGAAUUUGGGCUCCACAGCUCUCUCACCAUAUCCCACAGCAAUUUCUGGGUUACAGAGUCAGCGUGUGAGGCACAGCAACCAUUCCACAGAGAACUCUCCAAUUGAAAGACGAAGUCUAAUGACCUCUGAUGAAAAUUACCACAAUGAAAGGGCUCGGAAGAGCAGGAACCGCUUGUCUUCCAGCUCCCAGCAUAGCCGAGAUCAUUAUCCUCUCGUGGAAGAAGAUUACCCUGACUCAUACCAGGACAGUUACAAACCCCACAGGAACCGAGGAUCACCUGGGGGCUAUAGCCAUGACUCCCGACAUAGGCUUUGAGUCUGCAAGAAGCAAACAAACAAACAAAAAUUCAUCUGUUGACAAUUUGCCAUAGCACUGCUAGGAUAAACCAAUCAUCUUAACUUGGCAAGUACAGCACAGUAUUUACUGUGUUUAUGGGCUGCUGUCAUUUGAUGCUAAAUAAGGGGCAAAAAAAAACAACAAAGAAAAGAAAAAAAGUACAUCAUGCCCUUAAGUCUAGAUGGAUAUUAGAUGCCCAAUCAUAUAGACAUUUUUAAGUGCAACAUUUACAUAACAGUACCUUUGUUUUCUUCAUUAGAUUUAGACACAUCAAUUUGUAAGUUAGGGUACUUAUCAAGGCACAUAUAAAAUAAUUUCCCAUGCUGGAAAUUCCAAAUGACCAGUUCCAGUUGGAACCAAUUUAUAAACCAAUUCCUGUUGGAAUUUGGGUGAAUCGACUAGAAAGUCUACUUGAGCAUGUGGCGAUCCAUUUAAAAAAUCUGAAAAAAUAACUGAUUAAUGAGGAUAUCAAAAUACCAAUAGAAGCCAAAACCAGCUAUGGUAUUUAUUUGCUGGAAGCUAAAUUUACACUUAAAGUUGGAAUGUAUACACAUUUUAAUAUACGUUAAUGUUUCCAAAAUGGCUUUUCAAACUUACCAAAUGUAUUGAUAGUGCCAAAAGAAUCUCAAAUUAAUACAGAAAGUAUACAAUCUUCUCAUAUUUUAAUAUUUUUAUUUCUUUCCUGGCACAGCUGUUGUUUCAAAGUGUUUUGCUUUUCGUUUAGUCACUACUGUUAUUUCAUUUGACAUGGUACAUGUCAAAAAAAAUCUCAAAAUUUCUUUUGCAGUGAGAGAGAAAAGGGAAGCCCAAUCAUAGCAGGUUAUGUGAAAUGGAAAAUGGGUGUUUCCCCUCUAAUAAAUCUGAGCACAACUACAUACAUCCUGGAUCUGAAGUCAGGGAGUAAGGAUGGGCACAGAUCCUCCUGAGUGCAAAGCUAAACACCUCCAGGUGGGACUUUUUCCACCCACUUCACAAACACGGGUUCGGUAUUUCCCACUAGGCACAACUGAAUAUUUUUCAUUGCCUCACUCAACCUCUGUCUUUGAAUAUCUGAAUGCUCUAGCCCUUCACCAAAUUCUUUAUAAUUAUUCUAAGGAUGUUAGUUUUAUAUAGACACAUUCAAUUUUGAUAUUGAAAGAUGUGUUAGUACCAAACAAUUAAUUGAAAAUGUGAAAACAAGUGAUGAAUGUAAAAGCUUGCAAUGAAAAGAAACUCAUUCAGAACAUAUUUGUCCACUAAACUUAGAGAAUUUUUAUUGCAAAGGAUUAUAAAGAAUUUGGAGAUUGAGCUUCAUUAUUUCUAAUCAACAUUCCUCUUCACAUAUUAAGUCUUCACAGUGUUUCCAGUGGCUAUAAUUUUGGAAUUGGUGACCUUCUAUCUUAUAUUUUUAAGGAAGACUUAGAUUCACUAUGAUCCAAGAAAUUGUUGAAAUUGACCAUUUUAUACAAUACACAAAUGUCUUUAGGAAAAGGCUCUUGUUUCUAAAAGCCUACAAUGCAUGCAUUUUUCUAAAGCCCCAGUUGGACCAUGCAUAAAAAUCCUUUUGUACUGGUACAUGUCAUAAAACCUAUUUUUUGGAAACAAUAAUAAUUCAUUUUCUAUUAUCUUUUCCCCUCCACCAAGCCUUUCAAUAUUUAGGCUCUCGAAGCAUGCACCAGUUAAAUAAAUUUCCUGGCCAUGAAAAUAAGUUUCAUAUUCUUGAUUACUUAAUUAUACAUAUGUUAAACCCCAUUAUGAUCUUCCAUAUUCCCUCCCCUCAUGUUCACUGUGCAUAUUCCAUUAUGUUUAGCUGAUAAUGAGGAUGCCUAUAAUUAUGUAAGUUAUCUCAAAUAUUUGAUACAACUAAAAAUAUGGGCUCAGUAAAUUCUAAAAGUUAAUAUGUGUUACUGGCUUAUGAAGUUCUUUUGUCAUCUAGUGAAGCUUACAGAACUUUCAGUUAAGACAUUUAAAAAAGUUGUAUCCAUUAUGCACUUUAAUAAACAUAUAACCUGCCAUUACUGAAUACUUUGUUAGAGCACAGAAGAGCAUUUUCCAGUAAGCAAAAAUAUACUUAUUACAUGUACAGCACAUACUUGCAUGAGAAAGAAAACAUUAGCCAAAACAUUUUUCUAGAUGCUUUACUGGUUUCUUGUUUGUGCGCAUUACAGUAUUUAAUUGCAAAGAGUGCACCAAGGUGUCUGAAUUUAGACUAGACAGCUGUUCAGCUUUUUCUGUAGUAGCAUUAGCAACCCAGUCAUUUAACUACUUUAAAAUAUUUACAUUUUAUGGCAGGUAGCUAUAACAGUAUUUACAUAUAUUUCCUAGUCAGCAAGAUUUUCAUAUUUUUUCAACUUUUAAAAAUCACUUGUUUUUAAAGGCCUCUCAAAGCCCUGUUUCUAAGUCUUCCAUGUCAUGCUGAUACAGAGAGAGGUCCAUUUAAAAUCUGCACAAACCAAUAUGUCAUUUACCAUGAAGUGUCCAUAUGUGUUUUGCUUUGCAUUCUUACUCAAAAGCUAACAAUCUUGGAAAGGAUAUAAUGUAUAUUUUCUUGAUGGAUAUAUUUAAAAUUUUACUUUGAUAUGGCAUAUUUCCCCCAUUCCUUUUGUAAUGUUUAUCUUCUCCAAAUGAAUAAGAGAUGCAUUUUCCUUUUUUUUAAGCCUUAGACUUUAUUGUGUAAAUGAUACUAAAAUACAGAUAUAUGCUAAAUGAAAAGUUUUAUUUUUGCCAAGCAUAUCAAGCACCUUUGGAAAAUACAUAUUCUACAAGUACUUUGUUUUUAACUGAUUUCAUUUGAAAAUAGAAAAUGAUAAGCAGGAGAAAGAAGUCUUAUACUAUUUUGAGGCUGUUUUAACUUGUAGUAUAAACCACGUAUUCUGUGAUUUUGGUAUAUGUAGUUUCAGAAUAUGUAAGUUACAUAUUCUGUCAUUUCAGUCAUUGAACACGUAACCAUGUAGACUCAUGUGACGAUGUGGAAAUGUAGUCCUGGUAAAAAGGGAAUGCAACUUGUCAAUACUGAUGUUAAUUCUCAAGGCUAUAAUAUGACUUCAAUAUUAUACUCAACAAUGUGAUCUUG